AUGCAUGAAAGCAGAAAAAACGACACUUCAGGUGCAUAUCCUCAUGGCGGGGAGAGGGGUGGUCAUUCACAGUUUAACGUAAAACCAUUAGGUUCUCAGGAAUCUGUCCAGACUAAGUGUACCCAAGUUUGUGGCGGGUUCACUUCACAUGGAAAAUCAUGUGCAAAAAUUGUUCUGGUUAAUGUAUAUGAGAAAACCCAACCCUGUCAACGCCUGAGGAUAUACGCCAUUAUAGAUGAACAGAGUAAUAGGUCGCUAGCUAGUCCAGCUCUUUUUGAAAAACUAGGUUUAAGUGGAGAACAAACUGAUUAUUCUCUGAACUCUUGUUUAGGCAUGUCAAAUGUACAAGGUCGAAAAGUGUCGAAUUGCAUGAUAGAAACAAUUGAUGGCUCUUGUAAGUACUUGUUACCUCCUCUCUUGGAAUGCAGUCAAAUUCCAAAUGCCAGAGAUGAGAUCCCAACAUCACAAAUAGCAACACAAUUUGGUCAUUUAAAGGGAAUCGCUUCAAAGAUUCCACCUUUAGACGAGAAAGCUGAAAUUCUGCUACUCAUAGGUCGGGAUCUCAUUGCUGCGCAUCAUGUCCAUGAACAAAUUACAAGUCCCAAGAAUGAACCUUUUGCACAAAGACUCGGCUUGGGAUGGGUGAUUGUUGGACAAGUUUGUCUGGGACAAAUUCACCAGGACAAGGUGAAUUGUAUGAAAACGUACUUGUUGCCAAAUGGACGAGAAUCUCUAUUUCCUCCAUGCAGCAACAAUUUCAAGGUGACGGAGAGAAUACCUUCUUUAGCUGAUGAUGUUUUUGUUAAAACAAAACAAGAUAACCAAAUAAGUAUGUCAGUAGAAGAUAGAGAGUUUGUUGACAUCAUGAGUAACAAGAUGGUGAAAGAUCCAAGUGGUAACUUGGUAGCCCCUCUUCCGUUUGCUUCGGACAGACCUAAACUGCCCAACAAUAGGUCACUUGCACUCAAAAGAGCUCACAUGCUCCAAACAUCUUUAAGGAAAAAUCCUCAGAAACUUGGUCAUUUCUUGGAUUUCAUGGAUGGGAUUAUCAGUAAAGGUCAUUCAGAAAUUGCCCCUCCCAUAGCAAACGAUCAAGAAUGUUGGUACCUACCUCUCUUCGGUGUUUAUCACCCCAAAAAGCCAGACCAGAUAAGGGGGGUCUUUGAUGCAUCUGCCAAGUUUGAAAACUUGUCCCUCAAUGAUGUUCUCCUUCAAGGCCCUGAUCUGAUCAACAGUUUGCUUGGUAUCCUUCUACGUUUUCGAAAAGACAAGAUAGCCAUCUGCGCAGACAUUCAGCAAAUGUUUUAUAGCUUUCUGGUGAAAGAGGAAGAUCGUGACUUCCUCAGAUUCUUCUGGUACAAGGAAAAUGAUCCCAACAAAGAAAUUAUAGAGUAUAGAAUGCGGGUUCACGUAUUUGGGAACAAGCCUUCUCCUUCUGUUGCUAAUUUUGGCUUGCAGAAAACAGCCGCCAUUAGCGAGACGGAGUUUGGUAAGGAUGUUAAGGAAUUCAUUUCCCAGAAUUUCUAUGUUGACGAUGGUCUCGUUUCAUUACCCACUGUCGAGCAAACAGUAGACCUAAUGAAGCGAACACAGGCCGCUCUUUUACAAAAUGGAAAUUUGCGCCUACACAAAAUAGCGUCUAGUGAUGAAAGGGUUCUCAAAGCUUUCCCGCCAGGAGACCUUACUAAAGAUAUUUCUUGUCUGGACCUGUCCAAAGACGACUUGCUCACUCAAAGAAGUUUAGGUCUACUUUGGGUUCUCAAGUCAGAUUGUUUCACAUUCUCUGUCCCUGAUGUUGAAAGGCCUUUCACACAACGAGGAGUGCUUUCUGUUGUGAAUAGUUUGUAUGAUCCUCUAGGCUUUGUCGCUCCAGUCACCAUUGUGGAUAAAUUGCUGCUCAGGUCAAUGACGUCAGGAAACUGUAGUUGGGACGAACCAUUGCCUGAUGAAUAUUUUCAGAAAUGGCUUGAUUGGACUGAUUCUUUAAAGUCUCUGAAAGAUGUAUCGAUAUCUCGUGGUUAUUUUGGUCAUUCUUUAAGCCAGGCCUCAAACAACACUUUGCUUUUGUUCUCGGAUGCUUCAGAGAAAGCAAUUGCUUCAGUUGCUUAUUUGGUCAGUGAGACUGUUGAGAACAGUAAGACUCAAAUUGGGUUUGUUAUGGGUAAAACAAAGGUGGCUCCCACAAAAGGUCACACAAUUCCAAGACUGGAGUUGUGUGCUGCGGUUCUCUCCGCCGAGAUUGCAGAACAAGUUCUUGCUCAGCUCCAAGUUCAUGUCAACGAAGUUAGGUACUUUACAGACAGUAAAGUGGUUCUAGGUUACAUUUAUAACAGGAAAAGAAGGUUUUACACCUACGUAGCUAACAGAGUAGAAAGAAUUCUCAAUUCUUCAAAAUUCUCUCAGUGGUAUUACAUUGACACAAAACACAAUCCUGCGGAUAUUGGCUCCAGAGGUGCGUCUCCAAGUCAGAUGUCUGACUGUAUGUGGUUGAAGGGACCUCCCGAAAAGAUCUUUGUAAAAAUGAAUCAGUCUAGUGAGCAUUUCUGCUUGCAUAACCCAGAUCAAGACAAAGAAGUACGUCCAGAUGUCACAUGUAUGGCCACGAGGUCUAUGGAGGGACAUUCUAGUUUGGAUCCCAAGUAUCUCCAAAAGUUUUCCUCUUUCAGACGUCUGACCAAGACUGUAAGCAACUUGCAACAUGUCUGCAAGUCGUUAAACAAAUCAUGCGAGUGUGUUGGUUGGCAUCUCUGUCCAGAAGCCUCUUCAGCAGAAAAUGUUGAGAGCGCCCAGUGUUUGAUAUUCCGAACUUUCCAGAAGGAAUCAUACCCUAAAGAGAUAGACUGUCUGAAGAGUUGGAGGAAGGCUAAGAAACUCAAAAUUGCCAACCCCAGAAAGAAACCCUAUCAUCGUCCAUGGUAG
Mya arenaria is the source of this 2919-nucleotide messenger RNA. RefSeq lists its product as uncharacterized. Lineage: Eukaryota; Metazoa; Mollusca; Bivalvia; Myida; Myidae. Bases 1 to 2919 code for a protein of 972 amino acids. The transcript has a single exon. The record is from RefSeq and is a predicted model, not a curated record.